CGUGCGUUGUGUCGCCACGAUAGUUCGUCUGUCAUGUAUGUUUCGAUAAUUUGUUAUAUAUAUUGCAAGUUGGAGAGAAAUUUAAACCUGUUAGAGCGACGAAGGAAUAUUGGAUUAUCGUGAGCUUUGCCGUCGUCGAUGUUAAUCGACGAACUGUGUCAAAACGGGGAUUAAAUUUAGCCUCGUUUAAAGCUAAAUCCUCGAGGAAUACGACGUUUUAUAGGUUAUAGCAGCAAUGCGAGGAGAGACGAUGUUUCUCGAGAAAAACUGAUUCUGUGAUUCGGAGAAUUAAGUUUACUUAAUUCCGAAUUACUAGACGUGAUGGAGUUGAAGGUGUGGGUGGAAGAUAUACAGCGUAUCGUGUGCGGCGUUACCGAGAACACUACCUGUCAGGACGUGGUGUACGCUCUCGCUCACGCCACAGCCCAAACAGGUAGAUUCACCUUGGUCGAGCGAUGGCGAAACAACGAACGUCUGCUAGCCCCAUACGAGAAUCCUCUUAAGAUCUUGAUGAAAUGGGGCGAAUAUGCUUCGGAAGUUCAACUGAUUUUGAGACGCUCCACGCCAGAAAAUAACAAAACAAAUGCAUUACCAUCUCGAGCACAUACUUCACGAACAAACGGGUUGCCAGUUUCGUUAUCUGAACAAGGAACGGGUAACAAUAAUACGCAAGAUGACAACAAAAACAUGUCCGGUAGUCAGAGCUCGGAAUUUGACGAAGUGCAAGGAGGAUUGGAAAGGAACAGAGACACCAGGAAAUCGCUCACAUUCAGCGGAUUUCAUGGAGGUAUCACAGAAGGCGGUACAGAAAUUCAAAUGGAAAAUGUGGCUGUAGUUCAGCCGACACCGCAUUUAAAGAGCAAGGACUUAAAUAUUCGAAAAAACGUUCAAAAACCUGCUCAAUCGCCAACAAGAGGAAGCAAUAAUGAAAUAGCUACGCACUUGUCGCAGAAGAAGGUGCGCGAGGUUCCACCUUACAGAGAACCGCCGGGUCCAGCCUCGCCGCCGUUGCGAACUUUGCCUCCGUACCGAGACCCGCCGCCUCCGAACUUAAACAGCCCCGGAAGAUCGCAGUUCGCGCCGGGCACCAACAGCGGAAGUCCGCACAUGCACAAAGACGAUCAACCGUCUUCUAGCAGUUCCGUGAAACUUAAACGAAAUCUCAUCCAGGAAUUCCAAGACACAAAAUUACCUACUCAAUCCGUCAAUCCACUCCCCGCUACAGCACAGACCAUGACAACUGUCGCCUAUACUCAAAGAUACGUCGAACUGAUAAGACUAGUCAAUAAACAGAGAGACACUAUUAAUGCUCAGCAAGCUGAUCUUACGAAGUUCGAUGCGGAAAUAUUGUACUGGGAAACGAAGAACAGAGAGCAGAUGCAUCAAAUGGAUUAUAUUUCGCAGGAAAUGAAUCGCAUCGAAUCCACCGGCCGUAUCAUUGAAGAACAACUCAAGGAAUUAGCUCACGUGGAAGAAGAGAGCGAAAUAGUUCGACAGCAAGAGAAAACGCUAAAAUCGGAGAUAACAUUGCUCAGAUCGAAGCUCGCCAAUUGCGAAACGGAACUGCUGCAAUGUAAAAACAAAAUCAGGCUAGUCAUGGAGGAGCUCGCGAUAGAACAGCACAACAUAAAUCGCGAAACGGAUGAGCGACAAGUGAUGGAGCGAAAGAUAAUCGGCGAGGUGGAACACUUGCAAAGUGAGGUGGAACAGGUCAAACGCGCGACCGAGUUGGCCUCGCAGCACGCGGAAUCUCUCAAGUUAGAAGUGGUGAAUUUGGAGUCGACCAUCGUCGAGAAGAAGUUACAGGUGGAAAGAUUGGUGGCCGACAUGAAAGAGGCGAAUCUGCAGAGCUUGGCUGCUGCGUGUUCGGACGAGCAAGUCAAAUCUUUGUUAGAAGGCGCCCACAAACCCGGGAGCACUCGUAAGAUGAUAGGAUCGCCGAGACAACUGGAAACUGCGGUGCCUACAAGCAAAAAUCCACAUGGCGUCUGGGUGUAAAUAAAGAGAACCGGUAUACCUGAUCUGUUGUUUCAUGUGAGAAGUAUAUCAAAGAGUACACAUAUCGAAAUAUAUAUAUAUAUAUAUACAA
Molecule: messenger RNA, 2089 nt
Organism: Pseudomyrmex gracilis
Lineage: Eukaryota; Metazoa; Arthropoda; Insecta; Hymenoptera; Formicidae
Gene: RASSF8
Product: ras association domain-containing protein 8
Exons: 10
Coding region: 322-1998 (558 amino acids)
Biological process (GO): signal transduction
Source: RefSeq, a predicted model, not a curated record